Messenger RNA from Leptopilina heterotoma, 447 nucleotides. RefSeq lists its product as uncharacterized. The record is from RefSeq and is a predicted model, not a curated record. Gene Ontology annotation, cellular component: extracellular region. Gene Ontology annotation, molecular function: ion channel inhibitor activity. Bases 8 to 352 code for a protein of 114 amino acids. NCBI's taxonomy places the organism in Eukaryota, Metazoa, Arthropoda, Insecta, Hymenoptera, Figitidae. The transcript has 5 exons.
CAAAAAGAUGAGAUAUUUUAUACAUUUUCUCGUAAUUCUUGGACUUUUGGUCAUAACUAUAAGUGGUCAACCCUGUAGACGAGAAGGCUUUUCUUGCGUUGCCACUCGAGAAUGCUGUGCUUCUCUUCAAUGCAGCAUCCAAGAUCGCAAAUGCUUAGGACGAUUUACGUGUCGACAAUUGGGACAAUAUUGUACUAGCGAUGUAAAUUGCUGUAGUGGUCUUCGUUGUCAUCAACUAAGGCAAAGAUGUGUUAGAGCCGAUGAAAUUUGUCAAAAAUUGGGACAAACUUGUGAUCCUUUUAAUCGAUGCUGUUUUGCUAUGAGAUGCAGUUUGGGCCGAUGUGUAUAUUAAUUUAAUGGAUGUAUCAUAAUAAAAAAAAUUGUAAUUUUGAAAAUUACAAAUCUGCGUUACAAACUUUUUAAAUAAAUUAAUACGCUAAAAAUUUA